Mitosporidium daphniae is the source of this 657-nucleotide messenger RNA. RefSeq lists its product as uncharacterized. Bases 1 to 657 code for a protein of 218 amino acids. NCBI's taxonomy places the organism in Eukaryota, Fungi, Microsporidia. The record is from RefSeq and is a predicted model, not a curated record. The transcript has 2 exons.
AUGAAUAUAGUUUUAAGCGCUGAAAGCGAGGCAAGGAAUGCUACCCAGUCUGGCGUGACUUCAAAGCUACUAGCGGAGGGGAAAUAUGCCCAAGCUUUGAGGGACGCUCUUUUGCGGAAUGACUCGCAUCAAAUUUUAUCUAUUUUAAGCCAAAUUCCGUACAAAAAGCCAAAGGCAUUGGAAGGACUGUCGCUUCCGGAGACUUUUAAGCUUAUAACGAUUUUUAAAGAUGUCGUGGAAGAGGGCGCGAAUGCCCCCUUUUUUGCAGUCAGCUUAUUUUGGCUCUAUGAGACGCUUGUUAGAUUUGAAUGCUUCGUUGGGUCCAUUUCGCCCUGCCGUUCACCAUCAAGCUCAGCUAAUAACAUUAUGUCGAUUGCAAAUAAUGAUGAAAGCAUCAAGACAAUCCGAACGGAAGCUAAAAGGAUCCUUCAGGAGUUAUCCAGAGACAGCGGCUUUGAGGAUGGCCUGAUUGUGGCUCUGUUUGAAUCCUUUUCCAUUUAUUACCAAAGAAACGUGCUAUCCAACAUUCCAUCAAUCGUUGGCGGCUCCACUCAACAAGAAGAUUCAGCCCUAUCAGAGCGUAAAUUAAGACUAACCAACCGUUUAAUCCUGUCCUUGCAAGUAGAGCUAGAUAAGCUUCUAAAUGACGAUUACUAG